Lactuca saligna is the source of this 2947-nucleotide messenger RNA. The record is from the annotation of a GenBank genome assembly. Lineage: Eukaryota; Viridiplantae; Streptophyta; Magnoliopsida; Asterales; Asteraceae.
GAAGCUUUUGUUAACUUAAAAAAGAAAUAAUAAACGGCUUCAACUUCAAUCAUGCUCCGAACAACUUUCUCUCUCUAAAAUCCCUCUCUCUCUUUCAAAAACUGUGCACACCACCUACCGGCAAACCCAGGCUCUGCUCUCGAGAAAAAGUAAAAUUCCAAUCUUUCUCCGGUGGAUUUUUCGUAGAACCCCUGAUUGCAGCAUUUGGAUUCUUUCAAUUUUGUAUAUAGAAAUCGGUGUAUAUUUGUACAUACGUACAUAUACAUUUAUACAUAAUACGAGUUUGUAUUUGUCUUCUUCAAUCGACAUUGCAUAGUUGAUCAGUCGACACGUAAAGAUCAUCAACGUCACUAAAGCACCGACAACGAAGACGAAGAAUACCUGUUUCUUUUUCGAUCGAGUUCAAGUUUAAUGGCGAAACGCGGAUAUAAACUGCAGGAAUUUGUGGCACAUUCUGCUAAUGUGAACUGCAUCAAAAUUGGAAAGAAAACACGACGACAUUUUAUUACUGGAGGUGAUGAUGAAAUUGUGAAUGUUUGGUCAAUUGGGAAAGCAGCACCCAUAACGAGUUUAAGUGGCCACACGAGCCCUAUAGAAUCUGUAACUUUUGAUUCAAACGAAGUGUUGGUGGCUGCUGGAGCGUCCUCUGGCGUGGUAAAGCUCUGGGAGCUAGAAGAGACAAAGGUGUUUCGAACGCUUAAUGGACACCGAUCCUACUGCACUUCCUUGGAAUUCCAUCCUUUUGGUGAGUUUCUUGCAUCAGGAUCCAUGGAUACGAAUUUGAAGAUUUGGGAUAUUCGAAAGAAAGGCUGCAUUCAUACAUAUAAGGGUCAUAAACGUGCAAUUAGUACAAUCAGAUUUACACCUGAUGGAAGAUGGGUAGUGUCUGGAGGACUUGAUAAUGUUGUAAAGAUAUGGGACUUAACUGCUGGAAAGCUCUUGCAUGAGUUCAAGUUACACGAAGGCCACAUUAAAUCAAUGGAUUUCCACCCUAUCGAGUUUCUUCUAGCAACAGGUUCAUCAGAUAGAACUGUGAAAUUUUGGGAUUUGGAAACCUUUGAAUUGAUUGGAACAACUCGGGCUGAGGCAACAGGGGUACGAUCAGUUACAUUUCAUCCAGAUGGAAGAACACUCUUUUGUGGAUUAGACAACAGUUUAAAGGUGUAUUCAUGGGAGCCUAUAAUUUGUCAUGAUGCUGUUGAUAUAGGAUGGUCAACCUUAGGUGACCUUUGUAUUGAUGAUGGGAAGCUUUUAGGGUUCUCAUAUUAUCAAAACUCUAUUAGAGUUUGGGAAGCAGAUGUUUCACAUAUCGAACCAUAUGCACAUAACAUGAUAGCCAUGGAAAAAGCUCAUGUGGAGCCAAAAACUAAUCUCCAUGAAACUAAGACUCCAAGAAGGUCAUUUAUAGAUGAUGACACAAAUGAUAUCAAGAAUAUAUAUGUAGACACUGCAGGCAUGACUCCUGUUGUUUCUAGAAAAGAUGGAUCAAAUACAAACAUCCAGAGAAGACUUUUUACUGAUGAUGUGGCGAUUGAUUCCUCCAACAAAAGGUCGACACCUGUUAAAUGUGUUGCAGUUUCAAAUGGAAAGACGCGCAAUCUUGUUGAGAUAUUUGAGAAAAAAGAAUCUCAAAAACCUAAUACAGAUAACAUGUAUGUAAAUGGUGACACUGUAGAGCAGCCACCUUCUGUGAAUGUGGUGUCAUGUGCAAUACCUGAAACUGCCACGUCACCAAUAAAGACACCUGAUGAUGAUAUGGCGUCUUUGUCAGUAUCAGAAGCUAAAUUGUCACCUGUGACAUUUAAAGCUUCCCCUAAAGCUAAGGUCUUAUCAGUUCAGAGAAGACCUGUUGCUUCCAAAAGGGUAAUAUCGGAAAAAGUUAGGUCGCCUCCAAUGGCGGAUGCAAGAAGAUUUAGAGCUUCUUCUCAAGUGAUACCUGAAAGAAGUAGAAUUAGAACCAGAACCUCACCUCUGCCAGCUGUACCAAGGCAAAUUACUUCUACACAUAUGACAAUUGAAAAACCUAAAAUUUCUCCCUUGUUGGAGGAUAAUCCACAGACCACAGGAAGAGGUUUGAUGUGUAAGAAUGAUGAUACUGAAGAUUUGAUGAUUGAUCAUGAGUUAUUUUUAAGCACUCUUCAAUCUCGCCUUACAAAACUUCAGGUUAUAGGACAUUUUUGGGCACGAAAUGACACGAGGGGCGCUAUUAAUGCCUUGCAGAAGUUACCAGAUCAUGCAGUACAUGCAGAUGUGAUUAGUGUUAUGCUGGAAAACACAGAGUGUUUAAAUUUAGAUCACUUCUGUUGCUUGUUGCCUUUACUUUUGGGAUUACUCGAUAGCAACAUAGAGAGGCAUAUAAACGUGUCAUUGGAAAUGUUGUUGAAGCUUGUAGCUGUGUUUUGGCCUUUAAUCACCUCCACAAUCUCAGCACCUCCAUCUGUGGGUGUUGAUCUUCAUGCAGAAAAAAGAUUUGAAUGCUGCAAUGAAUGCCAUGUGGAGCUCCAAAAGAUCCAGAAAAGUCUCCCAAAUGUUAUAAGGCGGGGUGGUUUGACAGCAAGAAGUGCACAAGAACUAAAUCUUGUACUUCAACUAUUGUGAUCCAAUUAAAGUUCAAAUGUGUAUCUUUUAUAUGGAAAAAAGAAGUUUGUACAAAUUUUAGCAACAAACAUCAGAUCUGCAUGUUGUAGAACACAUUUUGAUCAGAUGGUUGUUGCUGGAAAUUUGUAUGGUAAUUGUUGGCCUUUUGCCAAUAGGUGCAUAUGUAGUCUUUUUUUGUUUUUCUUCUUUUUUCUUCAAAUGUAAAGAAGAUCAAAUUUUCAUGUUGUAAAAACAUAUGUUGAUAGUGAAGUUCAAUAUAGGAUUUGAGUGACUAAUGUUGGAAAUUUGUGUAACCAUCUUUGGUUUGAUAGAGAUAGUUCUUCUAGCAAUGAAAUACAUUCAUUAUUAU